Messenger RNA from Phytophthora megakarya, 1038 nucleotides. Lineage: Eukaryota; Oomycota; Peronosporomycetes; Peronosporales; Peronosporaceae. The record is from the annotation of a GenBank genome assembly.
AUGCCCUGCCGCCGGCCGCCCGAGGUGUUGGAGAAGCUGGUGGACCUGUUUAAGGGUCUAUUGUCUGCCAAGAUGAUCAAUUACUCUAGAUCACCGUGGGCUUCCCCGAUCGUGGUGAUCAUCAAGAAGAACGGAGUGGAUAUCAGGUUGUGUAUCGAAUAUCGGUUGGUUAACAGUCUAACACAGCUGAUGAUCUACCCAAUGCCCUUGAUCAGUGACUUACUUGAAGAUCUGGAAUCGACACUCUGGUACUGUUCUUUGGAUAUGGCGAGGGGAUUUUGGGUAGUGAAAAUGACGCAUCGUGCUCCGAAUGACCUUUGGCUUGAAAAAUGUGCCCCGAUCUAUCAACGUAUGAUCGACAACGCACAAUAUGGAUUCACCCGGUUCCCCACGUCCGAAAAUCACGGAAAUACUUUGGAUGUGUUUGAGGACGGGGAACCGGUGGAUCCAGGCAAGCCAUCGGUGCUUGGGCAUAGAUCAUACAUCUACAACAUCCUGAUCCCAGGUUUACUCGAAGCGUGCGAUAAGUGGGAUCUGUCGAUCACUGUGGUUAAGAGUUUCUGGGGAAUGUUAGAGGUGGAAUAUCUCGGUCAUAAGGUCUCCUCCCACAAUGGACUAGAGGCGAAUCCGACAGGUCUGUCGGCAUUGACUGAUCUAGCGUUUCCAGGAUCACUUAGAGCCAUGCAGUCAUUUUUGGGAAGUCUGACCUACUAUAACCGUCGGUUUUAUCAAGAGUCGCAGGAAGAUCAAGCGAUCGGCCAGCAGAAGACACUAGAUCUGGAGUCGCAAGAUCUCACUGAAGUGGAUCCGCGUUGGAUUCAUACCUAUCGAUCUUUCAGUGUGCUUAAAUCCAAGAUCGUCACUACUCCGAUCUUGCGGCACUUGGUGUAUGCUAGUGGCUGGGCCAUUUCGGGAUCGUUGAUGGAGGGGUACGACAAGAUCUACUACCCUGGGAUGUUUGCGAGCCGUACCCUGAAGUCAAAUGAGGUGAAUAUGGUAUCGCGAAGAAGGAGGUACUGGCCUUACUGCGGAUCCUAG